This is a messenger RNA of Setaria italica (foxtail millet), 1618 nucleotides long. Its product is annotated as ketol-acid reductoisomerase, chloroplastic-like. Lineage: Eukaryota; Viridiplantae; Streptophyta; Magnoliopsida; Poales; Poaceae. Bases 775 to 1050 code for a protein of 91 amino acids. The record is from RefSeq and is a predicted model, not a curated record. The transcript is spliced from 5 exons.
GCUCGGCCUGCAACGCCGCCCGCAAUCCGCCUGACCUCUGCUCGCUCGACCUGCAACACCGCCGCCACCCGCAUUCCGCCUGACCUCGGCUCCCUCCGCCUGCUUCGUCGCCGCCGCCGCCACUGCGUAGCCGGCCUUGCCCGCCCUCCUCCUCUCCUCCGUCGUCCUACGUAGCCGGCGCCGCCCACCCGCCCUCCUCCUCGGCACGACCUCCCUGCACAGCCGGUGCCGCCAGCCCGCCCUCCUCCUCCCCUCGCCGGGGACACGCCACCAACAAGCCAGUACAAGCUAGAGAAGUCCCUUGCCCCUCGCCCGGGCUCGUCGCUCCCGCCAUUGCGUGUGGCGAAGCUGGUGGUGCUGGUGCGGCACGGGCGGUGGCAGAGCACGUGGAAUGCGGAGGGCCGCAUCUAGGGGAGCUUUGACAUAUCCGUGCUCAUGGCCAAGGGCGAGUAUCAGGCCGAGACCUCCCGCCAGAUGCUCCUCUCUGACUCCUUUGAGGCCUGCUUCACCAGCCCGCUCGCGCGCUCCCGCCGCACCGCCGAGAUCAUCUGGGAAGGGCGUGACGACGACCUCAUCUCGGACUCCGACCUCCGCGAGAUCGAUCUGAUUUUUGCAUACCGAUACUGUGUAAUCUGUUCAAUGCUGGCAGGGUGUUUGUGGGAAUGCUUGCCCAAAUUCAGUUCUACUAACCUGUUGGUUCCUAAUCAGUUGCUUGUGGAAAUGCCUAAAUGUGAUGAGCAGCUGGUGAUUCUGAUUUCCAAGGAUUGCUGAAGAAUGAAGGGAAGGAGAGAUACAGGGUACUGUACAAGGAGUGGCAGAAGAGUGCGUCCAACUUCAGCAUUGACGGGUAUUACCCAGUGCUGUGAGCUAUGGGACCGUGCACAGAGCUGCUGGGAGAGGAUUCUACAAGGGCAAGGUCCCGUCCAAGCUCAGGACUUGAGGGAUUCACUGGCUGAAGCAAAGUCGGACAUUGUUGUCAAGCUUGAUCAGGAGCACUACAUACAGACAUAUAUUUCUUGUGGUUUCAAAUAUCAAAGGUAUUCAAUUUGAGACCAACUGUGAAGCUGGUAUUUUCUCCAUGCUGUGUGGUUGCAAUUAGAGGCUCAGAGAAGUUGUACAGGUCAGUAUUACUUAUCAAUGGUACUAUAGUAGAUAUUUGAGCAGUUCAAAAUCCAAAAUAGUAUCUCAUGUUAAAUCUCCUAGCUGAUUGUGGUGUGGAUGCCUUAUUUUCUCAUAAUGCAGGAUGUAGCUGUGAUGUUAAGAACAUUUCUGUUGCUUUUUCUAUUUUAUUUUUUUUUGCUGAGAGCCAUAACCUAUAGACAAGUGAGUCUUGCUAUAUUUGUCAGCUAUAAAUGUCACUUAAACCUCUAUUGGUCCUGAUGAUUUCUCCCAAAGGAGGAGGUUGUCAGUUUUUUGAAUAAUGUUUUGACUUGUGUCUGUCACAGUAAAGAUAUACCACCUUCUCUCCAGUCAAGCAAUGGUACUUUAACAGUGGUUUUCAAUAACGGAUGAUAUGAUUUGUCUCAUGAACAAUCAAUUGUUUCAUGACGUCAUUGACAUAGGCAUGUUAGAACAUUAUGUUGAUAAAUACAAUGAUUUUUAUUGAGAUUUUGAUCAA